Strongylus vulgaris is the source of this 236-nucleotide messenger RNA. The record is from the annotation of a GenBank genome assembly. NCBI's taxonomy places the organism in Eukaryota, Metazoa, Nematoda, Chromadorea, Rhabditida, Strongylidae.
AUGAUGAACUUCGAAGAUGGAAUUGGAGGAGAUGCAGAAAUGAAAGGCUGGAAUUCUUUGACAGAUGACGGAAAGGACAUAGAAGAUGAGGAACCAACUACGACUAUGGAUGAUAAGGAAGGAGAAGAGGUGGAAACUAAGGAUGAUAAGGAAGGAGAGGAGGCAACUAAGGAUGAUGAAGGAGAGGAGGCGGAAACGAAGGAUGAAAAGGAAGAAGAGGAGGUACCUUAUUGAAA